Peromyscus eremicus (cactus mouse) is the source of this 4577-nucleotide messenger RNA. It is a transcript of the gene Stt3b, whose product is annotated as STT3 oligosaccharyltransferase complex catalytic subunit B. The transcript is spliced from 16 exons. Gene Ontology annotation, cellular component: membrane. The coding region runs from base 562 to 3036 and encodes 824 amino acids. The record is from RefSeq and is a predicted model, not a curated record. Gene Ontology annotation, biological process: post-translational protein modification. NCBI's taxonomy places the organism in Eukaryota, Metazoa, Chordata, Mammalia, Rodentia, Cricetidae. Gene Ontology annotation, molecular function: dolichyl-diphosphooligosaccharide-protein glycotransferase activity.
GGCGCAUGCCUCCAUCCCGGCCCCUCCCCUUAACGGACCUGUCGCUCUGUGACAGGCGGAGGGGCCAGUUCCUGUUGGGCGAGGGGGCGGAGUUAAGGGUUGCUUGAGCUCCGCCUGGACUCCAGGGGGCUCCUCCCCCUUUGUGCUCCUCACGGCGGGGCGGGCGUGAGGGGGAAUGUCAUUGCCGCUCCGAGCCGCCGCUCCUCUGGCGCCCUCGUCCCGUCGGCUCUCGCCGCCGCCGCCGCCUCCUCAGCCGCACGGGGGACACGGAUGGCUAGUGGGGCGCAGGGGCCUUCUGGGGUGAGACCGCGGCGGUCGCAGCCGCUGCCGAGGCGGAGACUCCGGAUCGCCGCCGCCGCCUCCACCCCCAGUGUCCCGGCCUCGCGGUGCUGAGGGCGGGAGCGCGCCCAGCUCUUCCUCCGCCUCCUCCUCCUCCUCCUCGUUGUCGUCGUCGUCGCCCUCCUCCUCCUCCUCCUCCUCUGGGUCUCCGCCCAGCACCCCUCGCUCCAGGCGGCGGCGGCGGCCGCGGAGGACGAGCGAGACCCGCCGCCGGGGCACAACAUGGCGGAGCCCUCGGCCCCGGAGAGCAAGCACAAGUCGUCCCUCAACUCGUCCCCGUGGAGCGGCCUCAUGGCUCUGGGGAACAGCCGCCACGGGCACCACGGGCCCGGAGCCCAGAGCGCGUCCAGGGCGGCGGCGCCGCCGAAGCCGGGGCCCCCUGCGGGGCUGUCCGGGGGCUUGUCGCAGCCGGCCGGGUGGCAGUCGUUGCUCUCCUUCACCAUCCUCUUCCUGGCCUGGCUGGCCGGCUUCAGCUCGCGCCUCUUCGCCGUCAUCCGCUUCGAGAGCAUCAUCCACGAGUUCGACCCGUGGUUUAACUAUAGAUCAACACAUCACCUUGCAUCUCAUGGGUUCUAUGAAUUUUUAAAUUGGUUUGAUGAAAGAGCGUGGUAUCCACUAGGAAGAAUAGUAGGUGGCACUGUUUACCCAGGGUUGAUGAUAACAGCUGGCCUUAUUCAUUGGAUUUUAAAUACAUUGAACAUAACAGUUCACAUAAGAGAUGUGUGUGUAUUCCUUGCACCAACUUUUAGCGGCCUUACAUCUAUAUCUACAUUCCUGCUAACUAGAGAACUUUGGAACCAAGGAGCGGGACUUUUAGCUGCUUGUUUUAUUGCUAUUGUACCAGGGUACAUAUCUCGGUCAGUGGCAGGAUCCUUUGAUAAUGAAGGCAUUGCAAUUUUUGCGCUUCAGUUCACUUACUACUUAUGGGUAAAGUCUGUGAAAACUGGGUCUGUGUUUUGGACGAUGUGCUGCUGCUUGUCGUAUUUCUACAUGGUCUCUGCAUGGGGAGGCUAUGUGUUUAUCAUCAACCUUAUUCCUCUCCAUGUGUUUGUGCUGCUGUUGAUGCAGAGGUACAGCAAGAGAGUCUACAUAGCAUAUAGCACUUUCUACAUUGUGGGUUUAAUAUUAUCCAUGCAGAUACCUUUUGUGGGAUUCCAACCAAUCAGAACAAGCGAGCACAUGGCAGCUGCAGGUGUCUUUGCACUGCUGCAAGCUUACGCUUUUUUGCAGUAUCUGAGAGACCGGUUGACAAAGCAGGAGUUCCAGACACUUUUCUUUUUGGGUGUCUCACUAGCUGCAGGUGCUGUGUUCCUUAGUGUCAUCUAUCUGACAUAUACAGGUUACAUUGCACCAUGGAGUGGCAGGUUUUAUUCAUUAUGGGAUACUGGGUAUGCAAAAAUACACAUUCCAAUUAUUGCAUCAGUGUCUGAGCAUCAACCUACGACUUGGGUGUCUUUCUUCUUUGAUCUACAUAUUCUUGUAUGUACCUUCCCAGCAGGCCUAUGGUUCUGCAUCAAAAAUAUCAACGAUGAAAGAGUAUUUGUUGCUCUGUAUGCGAUCAGUGCUGUCUACUUUGCUGGAGUGAUGGUGCGGCUGAUGCUGACUCUGACCCCAGUCGUCUGCAUGCUGUCUGCAAUCGCCUUCUCCAAUGUUUUUGAGCACUAUUUGGGGGAUGACAUGAAAAGGGAAAAUCCACCUGUGGAGGACAGCAGUGAUGAGGAUGACAAAAGAAACCCAGGAAACUUGUAUGACAAGGCAGGUAAAGUGAGAAAACAUGUAACAGAGCAAGAGAAAACUGAAGAGGGCUUAGGCCCCAACAUCAAAAGCAUUGUGACCAUGCUCAUGCUGAUGCUUCUGAUGAUGUUCGCUGUCCAUUGCACAUGGGUCACGAGCAAUGCCUAUUCCAGUCCAAGUGUGGUCCUCGCCUCCUAUAAUCAUGAUGGCACCAGAAAUAUCUUAGAUGAUUUUAGAGAAGCAUACUUUUGGCUAAGACAAAAUACAGAUGAACAUGCCCGGGUCAUGUCCUGGUGGGACUAUGGCUAUCAGAUCGCUGGGAUGGCCAACAGGACUACUUUGGUGGAUAACAACACCUGGAAUAACAGCCACAUAGCACUGGUAGGAAAAGCUAUGUCUUCUAAUGAAACAGCUGCCUAUAAAAUCAUGAGGUCUCUGGAUGUUGAUUAUGUGUUGGUUAUUUUUGGAGGAGUUAUUGGCUAUUCUGGUGACGAUAUCAACAAGUUCCUCUGGAUGGUUAGGAUAGCUGAAGGGGAGCAUCCAAAAGACAUUCGGGAAGGAGACUACUUCACCCAGCAGGGAGAAUUCCGUGUAGACAAAGCUGGAUCUCCUACUCUGUUAAAUUGCCUUAUGUAUAAAAUGUCAUACUACAGGUUUGGAGAAAUGCAGCUAGAUUUUCGAACACCUCCAGGUUUUGACCGAACCCGUAACGCCGAGAUUGGAAAUAAGGACAUUAAAUUCAAGCAUUUGGAGGAAGCCUUUACAUCAGAGCACUGGCUUGUCAGGAUAUAUAAAGUGAAAGCACCUGACAACAGGGAGACACUAGGUCACAAGCCUCGAGUCACCAACAUCUUCCCCAAACAGAAGUAUUUGUCAAAGAAGACUACGAAAAGGAAGCGUGGCUACAUUAAAAAUAAACUAGUUUUUAAGAAAGGCAAGAAAAUCUCUAAGAAGACUGUGUAAACACACUGUCUGGCCUGACUUGCAGCAGUUGUCCUUGAGAGAACCCGUCUUUGCCUUCAGCUCAUGUCCUGUCUCACAGCACCAAGGGUACAGAAUCAUCGCUGGGCCAGGUCAAUGUACAAAAUGUUCUGGCAAUGCCUCAUUUAAAAAUUAAAUUGAUUUAUUGAGAACAACUGUUUUCGAUUGUAAUGUGAAGCAAGACAGAGCCGUGCUGUGAGCAUCUGGCAGAAGUUUUUUUUAUUAUUAUUAUUGGUACAUAUUACCCUUCAAAUCUGAGAAUUUGGACUAAUUGCACCAAAGAACCCUCUAAUUUGGUCCCUGGCACAUGCGUACUUGUCAUUUUUUUUUUUUUUUUUUUUUUUUUUUUUGUCCUUUUACGAGACCUGCAUUUUAUUUGAAUUACCCAAAUAGCAAUAUGUAAGACACAAAUGACAGUUGUAACAAGAGCUUCUUGACCAGUAAACAAACUAGCCCAGGUCUGAGAAAGAAGUGUUAGAGGAGAGUCUGCGUCCGUGAACUCUAUUUAUUUUCCUGCUUCUCCAGUGUGAAGAAUGUUUCAUCAAAUGUCCUCGUUGUUGUUCGCUGCCGCCAGAAGCAGCUGCUGCUGACGGUGGGCCUCUGUGUAGUUAGCGCCUGGGUAGGUGUUUGUGUUCAGGCAUCCACACUGCGGUUAGCAGGUGUUUUCACCAGGUACUUACAGAGCAGAUUUCAUGCAUUGUUCAUUCAAGGGCUAAAUUUCUAUCCUUUGGGAACCAUGGCAAGCACACACAGAACGUUGCUGCCUGGGAUGGCUUUGUCACCUUAGUACUGGGUUGGCACCGUGUUUUCAUGAAGAAUAAGGGGAGAGCGCUUAAAGUGGACAGGUAUCCAAAGUUCAUUUCUGUGACUCUUCAAAAUGACAAAGGAUUUGUAAACUUUGCCUGGAUUUUCCUCAUUUUAUACCAGUUUUGUUCAUCACAAUGAUUUCUGUUCACUGCUCCAUGUUUUUUAAUACCUUAAGCAUUUGAUGAAACACUCUUUAGUGCUAUAUAGGCAUUUUCUUACUUUUAUUACAAAUGUGACAAUUGUCAAAAGAUGCACUAAAAUAUAAAUGGAGAUUGAACAUGUUCAUUUUCCAGCUUAUAGGCAACUUUAUACAGACUUGAAAACUUUAUCCAGUUGUUUAGUAAAGUGAGAGAGAAAGGUUUCCUGCCGCAGGAGAACUUUUUAUACAACACGCCACUGCUUUUGGUGGGAAAGUACAGAAUAGUAUGUACCUUUUAUGAAGAAACCGUAAUUUACAAUGUUCUGUGAGAAUGUUACUGCUGAUUUCCUUUUUCAAGGUGUAGAAUAUUCUUUGAUUUAUAGAAUUCAUUUUUGACCCGGAUGAUGGUUCUUUUACAGACCAAUAAAAAAGGCUGAACAUUUUCACAAAUAAAGUGUAACUAAAUCUGGAUUUCUGAUACCUUGUCAUUUGGGGGAUUUUAUCUUACUUUGUUGCUUUACAAUUCAAUGCAGAGAAGUUAUUGACCGUAAGGGAAAUAAAGUUAAUUCAAAUUUUG